AUGGGCGGAGUGCUCGAAAGAUAUCCGCUCGAGAUUGUGGAGGAGGUUCUAGAGGCUACCGUUCCCUUGCGGACGCGUCGGCUGAUGGACGCGGUGCUCAAAGCUCGCUUUUCAGACUUUUUCGCAUCCAUGCCCGAGGCUCAAACUAUUGCUGAAGCUGACUGGAUCUUUACCACCGACAACAUUCGUUCGUCUGGACUAGACCAAGCUGCCGCGGUACUAAGGCCCUCCACACUCAUCAAAAUGGGGUCUGGGAAUAUGGUCCGGGAACGUUUCGAAAGCGCCGAGAGUCGAAAGGACUAUGUUCCACAGGAAACCGGCCCGCCUUCGUACGUGGAGGAGAAGCGGAUGAUGGAAUCAUUCUGGCGACUGCAAUUCCUCCUGGAACUCCAGGACGCCGGUCGUAAGGGCCGCCUGGACGACAUUUGGCCGAGAGAGGAAAUUGAUGCGUUGUUCGAGAACAGCGCGGAUGGCUUUUACGACGUGCAUAAGUCUGUGCGAGAGCAGAUCUUGACCGCCAGCGAUUUUCUCAGCGCAGUCACCUCUGGGACCAUUGCUUCGGUGGAAGCUAGUCAGGACAAAGCUUUCGGUUUGCCAACGAUACGUUGGGAAGAAGGAGCAGUGUCUAGGCAUGCGGCACCCAACAAAAAGGUCAAUCCUUCGUAG
Molecule: messenger RNA, 666 nt
Organism: Alternaria incomplexa
Lineage: Eukaryota; Fungi; Ascomycota; Dothideomycetes; Pleosporales; Pleosporaceae
Exons: 3
Coding region: 1-666 (221 amino acids)
Source: RefSeq, a predicted model, not a curated record